Trifolium pratense (red clover) is the source of this 3525-nucleotide messenger RNA. Its product is annotated as probable LRR receptor-like serine/threonine-protein kinase At1g56140. The transcript is spliced from 24 exons. NCBI's taxonomy places the organism in Eukaryota, Viridiplantae, Streptophyta, Magnoliopsida, Fabales, Fabaceae. Gene Ontology annotation, molecular function: protein kinase activity; ATP binding; protein binding. The coding region runs from base 237 to 3332 and encodes 1031 amino acids. Gene Ontology annotation, biological process: protein phosphorylation. The record is from RefSeq and is a predicted model, not a curated record.
AUAUAAUAUAAAAAAAAAUUACAAUAGGGAUGAAUUUACCGGUUAGAGCCGCCAAGUUAGACUCUGCAAUUUGAACUUUUUAUUUGAAUCCUUUAUUUUAAAUAAAUAAAAAAGUUUGACUCUGCAAUUUAGUAUUUAAUGUAUAAAACCACAUGCUCAUUUACAUUGGUAUUUGCUUACUUAAAAAAUAAAAAGAUUAUUGUUGUAUUGUGUGAGAGAGAGGGUUCAUAUCCAUAAUGAGGCAAUGUAUUUUGUGUUCAGCACUUGUUGUUAUUGCUCUUUGUGUCUUCACCAGUUUGUUUAACUUUACACAAGCACAACCUCAAACUGCUACUACAGAUCCUUAUGAGGCUGGAGUUAUAAAUUCAAUAUUUAGGAAAUGGAGAAUAUCAGCAGAUAAAACUUCAUGGAACAUAAGUGGUGAGAUUUGUAGCGGAAAAGCCAUUGAUACCAUCACUUCCAUUGGAGAUAAUAUUUAUAACCCUUUCAUCAAAUGCGAUUGUUCCUUCAACAAUCAAACUACUUGCCACAUUACCUCACUGAAAGUGUCUGCAUUGGACGUGGUUAGUGAAAUUCCACCUGAGUUAUGGACUCUAAAUCAUCUCACCUUAUUGAACCUUGGCCAAAAUUACUUGACAGGGUCUAUACCUCCCGCGAUUGGAAAUCUGACUCGUAUGCAAUACAUAAGCUUUGGCAUCAAUGCUUUGUCAGGAGAGCUUCCAAAGGAAUUGGGAAAUCUUACUCAGCUGGUUUCAUUGGCUUUUGGGGGUAACAAGUUAUCAGGGUCUUUGCCAUCUGAACUUGGGAAGCUGGUAAAUCUACAAUCAUUCUACAUGGAUAGUUCUGGAAUCAGUGGUCCAAUUCCACAGACAUUUGCAAGCCUUAAGAAUAUGUUGCUAUUAUAUGCUUCAGACAAUAAUCUCACUGGUAGAAUACCCGACUUCAUAGGAGGUUGGUCUAAGCUUCAAAACUUGAGGUUUCAGGGUAAUUCUUUUGAAGGUCCAAUACCCUCAUCAUUUUCCAAUUUGACUUCUUUGUCAGAAUUGAGAAUAAGUGGUUUAUCUAAUGGUACGUUGAAUGUAAUAAGGAACAUGAAGUCUAUACAAAUCUUAGAAUUGAGAAAUAACAAUAUUUCUGGUUCAAUUCCUUCCACCAUAGGAGAAUUUCAAAAUUUGACCCUACUGGACUUAAGCUUCAAUAAAAUCUCAGGACAAAUACCUGGAUCAAUUUUCAAUUUGAGUUCACUCACUUCCUUGUUUCUUGGAAAUAACACACUUAGUGGCACUCUCCCUCAGCGGAAAAGUUCAUUUCUUAACAACAUAGACUUGUCAUACAAUGAUCUAUCAGGAAUCCUCCCUUCUUGGACAAACGAGCCAAGUUUACAACUGAACGUAGUUGCCAAUAACUUGACAAUAGUAAAUUCAAAUACCAGUGGUUUGCCUACUGGGCUCAACUGUCUCCAGAAAAAUUUUCCAUGCAAUCGUGGUGCUGCAAGAUAUUCUGACUUUGCGAUCAAGUGCGGUGGUCCACAAAUUACAACUACAGAUGGAAUUGUGUAUCAAACGGACAAUGAGACACUUGGUCCUGCUACAUACUUUGUUACUGAUACAAAUAGAUGGGCUGUUAGUAAUGUUGGAAUGUUUUAUGGGAGUAGCGAUCCUCGUCUGUUCAAAAAUUCUAUUACAAAUCAGUUCACUCGUACUGUGAACUCAGAGCUUUUUAAAACUGCCCGGCUCUCUGCAUCAUCAUUAAGAUAUUACGGUCUGGGGCUAGAAAAUGGUUUUUACAACAUUACCCUCCAAUUUGCAGAAACAGAUAUUCUAGAUUCUACUUCUACCACAUGGAAAAGCCUCGGGAGACGAGUCUUUGAUAUUUAUAUCCAGGGGACUCCUGUUUUGAAGGAUUUUGACAUACAAAAAGAAGCUGGAGGUGUGUCUUUCAGAGCUGUUCAAAAGCAAUUUAGGUCUGAAGUGAAAGAAAACUAUCUUGAGGUCCAUCUCUUUUGGGCCGGAAAAGGGACUUUGGCUAUACCUGGCCCUGGCCAAAUUACUUAUGGGCCCUUGAUUCAAGCCAUUAGUGCUACCCCAGAUUUCGUACCUACUGUCAGCAAUGAACCUCCCAGUUCCAGCAGUAAAAAGAAUAGUGUGGGUCUAAUCAUUGGAAUUGUUGUGGGUGUUGGAGUUAUUGGCUUACUAGCAGUUUUGGUCAUUUUCUAUAUCAUUCGGAGAAGAAAACAAUAUGACGACGAUGAUGAGCUUGUAGGCAUUGAUACGAUGCCAAACACUUUCAGCUAUUAUGAGUUAAAAAAUGCUACUAGCGACUUCAAUCGUGACAAUAAACUUGGAGAGGGGGGUUUUGGACCUGUUUAUAAGGGGACACUUAAUGAUGGAAGAUUAGUGGCUGUAAAACAAUUAUCUAUAGGAUCCCAUCAAGGAAAGAGCCAGUUUGUAGCUGAGAUUGCUACUAUAUCUGCUGUGCAACACCGUAAUCUUGUCAAAUUAUAUGGAUGUUGUAUUGAAGGGAGUAAAAGACUUCUUGUCUACGAGUAUUUAGAAAAUAAAAGUCUUGAUCAAGCAUUGUUUGGAAAUGGUUUAUUACUCAAUUGGUCAACCCGCUAUGAUGUUUGUAUGGGUGUUGCAAGAGGUUUGACAUAUUUACAUGAGGAGUCACGGCUCCGGAUUGUGCACCGCGAUGUGAAAGCUAGUAAUAUUCUACUCGAUUCUAAGCUUGUCCCAAAAAUAUCUGACUUUGGCUUGGCCAAAUUAUAUGACGAUAAAAAAACGCAUAUAAGCACCCGUGUUGCUGGGACGAUUGGAUAUCUUGCACCGGAGUAUGCCAUGCGUGGACACCUCACAGAGAAAGCGGAUGUUUUUUCCUUUGGUGUUGUGGCUCUUGAGUUAGUUAGUGGGAGGCCAAAUUCCGAUCCAAGUUUGGAAGGAGAAAAGAUGUAUCUUCUAGAAUGGGCUUGGCAGCUUCAUGAAAAGAACUGUAUAAAUGAUCUGAUAGAUGCUAGACUAUCAGAAUUCAACACGGAAGAAGUCCAACGCGUUGUGAAAAUAGGACUUUUGUGCACUCAGACAUCACCAAACUUACGGCCAUCAAUGUCACGUGUAGUGGCAAUGCUUUCAGGAGAUGUUGAAGUGAGUGUUGUAAUAUCAAGGCCCGGAUACUUGACUGACUGGAAAUUUGACGAUGUUAGCAGCAUCCUGACUGAUGUUUCAACGGCUGGGUUUGAAUCAAGUUAUUACAAUUCAUCAUCAAAUACCAGCAUAGUUGGUGGUAGUGCAUAUAUUAAUUCACCAAAUGAUCCAUCUAAAUCCAUCCUUCAUUAGACUGUUAGAGAUGGUAGGUAAAAAUUUGUGUAUUCUUAUGCAAAGCUUGAUGUACAAAGAAUAUUUCUUUAUGCAAGAAAGGAACAUUCCUACUGUCUUUUCAUUUCUUGUAAGUCAUCAAUGUUGAUAAUUCUUUUCCUAUAUAAAUAGGUCAUACCACAAGUAAUAAAAAUAAGAAUAUUUUGGUUAAAAA